AUGCGAGUGAGGUAUGCUAGGAAGCGUGGUAAUGAGUAAUGGUGUUAUUCAUGUCCUGCCAGAGUGAGAGGGGUAGAGGAGUGAUAAAGAGGUGAACACUAGAUGAACUGCCAUGAGAGGCGGAGGUAGCUUAGUGGGUAAGAGCGUUGUGCCAGUAACCGAAAGGUCGCUGUUUCUAAUCCCUGAGCCGACUGGGUGAAAAAUCUGUCGAUGUGCCCUUAAGCAAGGCACUUAACCCUAGUCGCUCUGGAUAAGAGCGAUGAAUAAAUGACUGUAAUGUAAUGCAGGUAAUGAUGUCCAACAAAAUAGAGGGAGGAGGAGGAGGAGGAUAAAGGAGCAGGCGGAGGAGGAGGAGGAUAAAGGAGCAGGCGGAGAGGGAGGAGGAUAAAGGAGCAGGCAGGAUAAAGGAGGAUAAAGGGCAGGAGAGGAGAUAAAGGAGCAGGCGGAGGAGGAGGAGGAUAAAGGAGCAGGCGGAGGAGGAGGAGGAGGAGGAUAAAGGAGCAGGAGGAGGAGGAGGAUAAAGGAGCAGGCGGAGGAGGAAGAGGAGGAGGAUAAAGGAGCAGGCGGAGGAGGAGGAGGAGGAGGAUAAAGGAGCAGGAGGAGGAGGAGGAUAAACGGAGCAGGGAGAGGAGGAGGAGGAUAAAGGAGCAGGCGGAGGAGGAGGAGGAGGAUAAAGGAGCAGGCGGAGAGGUGGGGGGAGAGAGCAACAUAAUUCACAAACUCACUUUGAUUGCGGUCAAUCUGUGAAUGAUGUCGUAAAAAUGUGCGACCAGGUUGCCAAAAAUGUGUCUGUGUGCGUGCAUGAUGGUGAUGGUGGUGGGCAGGGUUGUAUUUGGAGUGCUAGGGGCGUCUAGACCUAGGGGAUAUGUAGCGGUUGAUCUGAAAUACAGAAAGUAUAUUUUCCUCAUGUUCAAAUACAAAACUAAAUGGUGUACCUACUGUCCCAAAUGUAUCCACAGGAGGGCGAUAUAUACACUAUGAUCUUAGUUUGCUUAGUUAUUUACAUUUAAGUCAUUUAGCAAACGCACUUACAGUUAGUGAGUGCAUACAUUUUUCAUACUGGCCCCCCGUGGGAAUCGAACCCACAACCCUGGCGUUGCAAGCGCCAUGCUCUACCAACUGAGCUACACGAGGCCUAUAACAUUACACUGAUCUUAGUAUGGUUUCUUGUUACAUUACAUAAUUGAACUGUCUCUCACUUAGUGUUUACAUGCAAUAUGUAUACUUUACUUGAUCUAAUAUAAAUAUGAAACGUUUGUCUGUUUGAUAAAUGCAUAGUCCAAUCUAUAGUCUAUUGUAGGAGGGGGACAUAGUCUGCAAGAAGAAUGUGCAUGACAAUCAUCGAUUUGGUAGUUAACUUGUGUUGCAGAUCAUAAUAUAAUUUAACAUUUAGUCCAAAGCUCUCCUCUGGUUUUGGUUAGUGCAAUCAGGGAUCCUUGGGACGGGACGGGACGAUCCUAAACCCUAACCCUAACUUAAACCCAUACCUUUACCCUAAACUUAACCAUAACCCUUUUCUAACCCUAACCUUAACCAUUUUACAUUUCAACUUCAAUAUGGUAGGGACGUUCCAAGGAUUACGACUAGCACGGGCCCUCUUGGUUUUUUAAAGCCAAGGCAAAGUGAGCAGAGGGCGUCACAUGUAUUCUUGGUAGUUAGAGUCUUUCACCCUACUAGCAUUCCAUGGACCUUUAGAAAAAUGUGAGCUUUUUGAACUACAUUUCCCUACAGUCCCCUUGGCGUCAUCACCGCACUCUGCCUUCCCUCCCACUUUUGUUGGUCCGUGAGGAAGUCGCAAGAUGGCUGAUAUCGCUUGAAAGUAUGUUCCCUUCCUCAACAUGAAGUCGUGAGUGUGGAAGAAAGCGUGGGAGGCACCAUCGGGCGUUUAUUUUUAUUUUUAUUUUUUUUCCACAUUUCAUUUCUCCAAACAUCCAUUUCAUUUCGCGUCGUCUCUGUCCCAGAGUUGUCUUUGAGAGUUGACGCGUCAAGUCACGCCGGGGACCCAGCUAGCUAAAUUAGCCAGCUAGCUACAGCGGUUAACGUUAGCCAGCGAGCUAGCUAGCUAACUAAGUCAUAUUUUGAUACUCCAUCGGCCAGCUAACUAGCACGUAUCAGUAAUUUUAACUAUUCUAACGGUUAUAAUAUCAAUAUACUGUCAGAUUAAGAAUUAAUCGACCGUCAACUUCGAAAACUAAUGCGCAACGUUUCUUCUUCGUGUGAAUCAGGAUUAGGAUUUUGGAGUAAAUCAUAACAUUACUGUAGCUAGCCAUCAUCAGCUGUCAACAUUUAAUGUGUUAUUAGCUAGUUAGUUAGAGGGGUAGCUAAACUCUAGCCGGAGUAUUAGACUAGCUGGCUUUGCUGGCAGUUGACCAAAAUACUGCUAGGGAUGGACACACAAUUGUACACACACGACCAAAUAUAGAAGAUUGGCUUUGCACACUAACUAGUUCGCUAGUCAAGUUGCUAAAAAAGUUAGCUAGCUUGCUUACUUGCUGUUGGGAAGUGCACCUCUCGGCCUGGCCAAAUAGCUUGCUAGGCUAGUUAGCCUUUGCAGGGUUGGUCACUCUUGUCAGAGUUGGGGGUGGCAACAGCUAGGUGCAGCAACAGUCGCUAAGUAAUUCACACAGAGAGGUAAGUUAGCUAGCUGCCAGGUUCUAGCUAGCUACAGUCUCGACCCUCACAUCAGCUAUCACCACGGAGUUCAGAACGUACCCGGAGCCCUCCCCCGGCCAGACCCACCGGCUCAACAACACUGGGAUGGGCGUGCAGGGCUUCCAGGAGUAUCUUGAGAAACGGUGUCCCGGGGCCGCGGUCCCCGUGGACCUUCUCAAACUAGCCCGUACGCCGGGCCGCCAGCCCCCGCACCCCCACCACCCCCAUCACCCCGGCCCUAUGCCCCCUCCACCCCCGGCCCGGAUACUCAUCGAUGCUGACUCCGGCCUACAGCGGCUGUACGGCGGUUACCAGACGGACUGGGUGUGCGGCGGGGAGUGGAACGCCAUGCUGGGAUACCUGGCCGCUCUGUCCCAGGCCUGUCUGUACCAGGGUGGGCUAGAGCUGGUCGUGUGUGUUCAACGGGACCCACUGGGGAAGGAGCGGGGGCCGGUAGUGGGUCGCGCCGGGCGCAGGGGGCAACGCACAGACAGCCCAGCUCAUCGUUUAACCAUGUCAGCAGGAAGGCUACCCGCCUCCCCGCGCAUGGUUCCUGCCCCCGGCCUGCCUCAGCCACUGUGUCCCCUCGCCGUCCGUUCAGAGUGCAUAAACAGUUGCUCUCUAUCUAGUCAUUAG
Molecule: messenger RNA, 3288 nt
Organism: Coregonus sp. 'balchen'
Lineage: Eukaryota; Metazoa; Chordata; Actinopteri; Salmoniformes; Salmonidae
Source: the annotation of a GenBank genome assembly